AUGGCAUUUCUUGAUCCCAUCAAUUCAUCCAACUUGGAUCUCUCCAUUUCCAUGCCUGGAGUUUGUGCAGUGAGAGAAUUGGACAUGAACCGAGUACCCGCGGAGGGAGAAGCGGAAGCAGAUUGGGCGAGGGGGCAGAGCGUGGAGGAGGAGGGGGAAGAAGAAAGCUCCAUUAAUAAUAAUAAUGGAGGUACUCAACCAAGGAAGAAGCUUCGUCUGUCGAAAGAUCAGUCUCGCCUUCUUGAAGAAAGCUUUAGGCUCAAUCAUACAUUAAACCCUAAGCAAAAGGAAGGUUUGGCUAUGGAGUUGAAGCUGAAGCCAAGACAAGUUGAAGUUUGGUUUCAGAAUCGUAGGGCCAGGAGCAAACUGAAGCAAACCGAGUUGGAAUGCGAAUAUAUGAAGAGAUGUUUUGGAUCAUUAACGGAGCAAAAUCGUCGGUUGCAGUGGGAACUAGAGGAGCUAAGAGCCAUCAAGGUUGCUCCGCCUGCUGUUGUCUCACGACACAACCGAUCACAGCCGCCCCUUUCGAGGUCUACUAUAACCAUAUGUCCCCGGUGCGAACGUAUAACAUCCAAUAAGAACACUGUUGCAGAGAACGCCACCACUACUGCGACCGCGAUGCAGUCAGAGGUGGUUUUGUCCGCCCUCAAAUUGCGGCAGCCGUCGCGAGCUUGUUGAUAAGGCUAGAAAUGAACAAAUGAUUAUAACAAUAAAGCUAAUAACUUAAGGUUAGAAAAUGACCGAAGGC
Messenger RNA from Cucumis melo (muskmelon), 748 nucleotides. RefSeq names its product homeobox-leucine zipper protein HOX3-like. The record is from RefSeq and is a predicted model, not a curated record. Gene Ontology annotation, biological process: regulation of DNA-templated transcription. NCBI's taxonomy places the organism in Eukaryota, Viridiplantae, Streptophyta, Magnoliopsida, Cucurbitales, Cucurbitaceae. Bases 1 to 678 code for a protein of 225 amino acids. Gene Ontology annotation, molecular function: sequence-specific DNA binding; DNA-binding transcription factor activity, RNA polymerase II-specific. The transcript has 4 exons.